Molecule: messenger RNA, 1349 nt
Organism: Rhododendron vialii
Lineage: Eukaryota; Viridiplantae; Streptophyta; Magnoliopsida; Ericales; Ericaceae
Exons: 3
Coding region: 785-1033 (82 amino acids)
Source: RefSeq, a predicted model, not a curated record
GACUAAAGAAGAAGCUCUGGAGUAUGUGCUAUCAUUUCAAGCGAAUAAUUUGGAAUCUUCGCCAACUCCACAGCUCUCUGCAACGUUCGGUCGCUCGGUUCCAUCGCUGUAAGCUCUCUCUCUCUCUCUCUCUCUCUCUCUCUCUCUCUCUCUCUCUCUCUCUCUCUCAAUAAUGGAGUAAGAAUGAAAAAAACUGCAGAAUCCAAAAGCCAAAGAUCAAGCAGCCAAAUUAACCGGCCCUUAUCUUGUGUUUGGUCGCUCGAAUUCAGGCGUUUGCAUGGAAAGUUAAUUCAAUGGUUUUCUGUUCUUUAUGCGGUUUGUCUCUCAAUUUUCCUAGAUUGUAAUUUUCUUGAUAAUGUAAUUUGAUAUCUUGUUUGAAUCUGGAAUUGAUGAAGUAAAAUGAUAUUUCUGUUUGAAUUUCAUUUGUUGGAUGGAUGUUUUAUAUUUAUGAUAUUGAUGCCAGACAUUUCUUUUCUACUCCAAGAAUUUUUAGUUGUUUGUGAGACUUGACCCUUCGUCUUGUGCACGGGGUAUAUGGUGUCUUCCAACUUGGCUACCGCCCCACUUGCCUAUUCUACUUUGACCUAGUGUUUGGUUGCUCAAAUUUACGGGUUUUGGUACCGCGCGUUCCCAUUCUGCUUUGAUUUUGUGUUUGGUUGCUCAAUUUUUUGCGGAGGUACGACACAGCUUGUUCGCUUUUUUCUCGGAGCACAAGCAUUGCGGUAUCAAUGGCUUAAUAUGGAAAGUUGAUUUUAGUGUUUUCUGUUCUCUUAUUAGGCUAAACAUGGGAGGCAAGUACUACAUAAUAGGUUCUCUUGUGGGAUCCUUUGCUAUCGCGUACCUGUUCGACCAUUACGUUGCUGACAAGAAGAUAUUUGGAGGCACGACCCCAAGAACUGUCGCAAGCAAGGAAUGGUGGGAAGAGACUAACAGAAAGUUCGAUAGAGGAUGGCCUCGGACUGCAGGCGCUCCGGUGGUCAUGAAUCCCAUCAGCCGUCAAAAUUUCAUUGUCAAGGAACGUGUUGAAUCUUGAAGCUCCUCCACCUUACAAGCCUGUGACUUUUGCCUGGUUUUCCCUGUAUUACCACUCUCUGGUUGUGAAUAGGAGGUAUCUAGUUACGAGUAGGAGUCAUUUAGUUGUUUAUUUAGCAAGGUUUUUCAGAUUGUGUUGCAAAUAGUAGUUGUUAAUAGAUUUCGGAGUCUUGGGACAAUCAUGUCUUUCGCAUUCUGUUUUAUGUUCUUUACAUACACGCAGGGCCUGUUUAUAGUUCAGAUUGCUUAUUUGCUAAUUGUGUAAUCUGCCUUGCUCUGUUUUGGGUAUGAAUGUUGCAUGACUCGUUUCGUUUUUU